CUCCUGAAGCUUCUUGGAGUCUUUGCCUGGGACUUGUGCUGUGCAUUUACCCCGCUAAGAUGUCUCUUCCAAAUAUUACACAACCUGACUACCACCCACUGCCCUCUCCCUCAGCUGGUGGCCUGCAAGGCUUGUUCAAUAUGGUGCACUCUUUCCUGGGAGUAGUGCAACCCAACGAUUUCCCAACAGAUUUCCUGACUCGCUUGAUCAACCACAGCGCUGUGAUCACAAACCCAGAAGUGUAUAAAGAAGCACUCAGAUAUGAGACAGGCUUCCUAGUUUGUGCUGUUAUUGGGCUUCUGUUUGUCAUCUUUGUGCCACUGGUGGGUUUGUUUUUUUGCUGCUGUCGCUGCUGUGGACAAUGUGGGGGUUCCAUGUACCAGAAGCAGACCAAGAACAUGAACUGCAAGAGGAAGGCAUUGUUUGCAUCUCUGCUAGCAGUCACUAUCAUUCUUCUGGCUGGGGUUAUCUGUGCAUUCGUCAGCAACCAGCGUGUAACUCAGUCUGUAGAUAGAGGCUUCAGGACUUUGAACAAUACGAUGGACAACCUGAAUGUCUACCUGAACUCUAUCCCUCAGGAGAUUAAUGUCCUCGUUGACUCCAUCUCAGUGCCACUUGAUGAAGCCAACAAAAGCCUGAUAGACAUUGGGGACAAUUUGGGCGAGAAGAUCAAAGCUCAUCUAGGCGAGCAAGUGUAUAGGGCACUGAACUCGGCUGAACAGCUUCUCAGAGUGACUAGCAAUGUGGAACAGGAACUCUAUACAGUCAACAAUUCAGCCAGUACCUUGCAGAAUCUGCAGAAGGAGCUGGACGUAAAACUGACCACCGUGAGAGAUAACAUCAACAAAACAUUGACAGAUUGUGGCUCAUCUUGCGGAGAUGUGUCAGUGAGCAACCUGAAACCUGGGGCCAAUCUCAGCACGGUUCCUGAUGUCAAAGAAGCACUAAAGCUGAUAAAUAACCUUAAAAGCACGGACCCCAAUGCCACUAUUGUGAAGGCAAGAAAGACCCUGGAUGAUAUACCACAGAAGGUCUCCAACCAAACAAAAAAGGUGGUGAGUGAUGCACAGGGUCAACUACAACGUGUCAAAGAUCAGACUGACAACAUCCCUGGCACCUUUUCUAUACUUAAUGCUUUGGGCAAUGCCUCUCAGUUCAUGAAUGACCUCACUAAGAAGGCAAAUGAGUAUGAGCCAAUCGUGGCAACCUUUGAUGGUUACAGGUGGAUUAUUGGCAUUUGCCUCUGCUGCCUCGUGCUUUUGAUCAUUGUAUUCAACAUGUUGGGCCUGUUGUUCGGUGCCCUUGGGCUGGACCCAAAAGUGAUGCCUAUCUAUCGGGGCUGUGCCUCCCAUUCUGGUGGAAACUUCCUCAUGACGAGUGCUGGGUUCAGCUUCAUAUUUGGGUGGCUGCUGAUGCUGCUAGUUGGACUGAUAUUUUUCAUAGGGGGCAAUACCUAUACACUGGUUUGCCAACCCUGGGCCAAUGGACGUCUCCUUGAGUUCCUGGACACACCAAAGUUGUUCCCUGACUUAAACCUGACACGGAUGUUGCAGCUGAACAAUUCUAAUGUGACCUUGUCUAGCUUAUACAACAACUGUCAGAGCAAUCAGCCAUUGUGGAGCAGCCUUCAUAUGGAUGAUUUCAUUCAUCUGGAUAAGAUCUUCAACCUCAGUGAGUACACAGGUGAUAUUGAUUCAACCUUGAACAAAAUUAAUGUCAGUGUGGGCUCUACUGAACUCCUGAAUGAGAAUCAGAAAAAGCACAUGUGGGAUCUGAGCAAGGAGGAUGGGCCACUGCAUCUGGACUUUGCUGCCGCUCAGAAACAACUAAACCAGAACAUGAUAAAAUUGGACUUGUCUACCUUGGAAAAACAGCUGAGAGAUCUGGCACAAAAGACCCCAGCUGUAAGGAAGGAGCUAGAAGAUGAAGCUAAUGAGCUGCAACAGAUCCAGACGUGGGUGAAUGACAAUUUUCCUCCAAAGAUUAGAACCCUGAAUAGUAGCAUCCAGAGGUUGCAGAAGAACUUGCCUCAGAUUCCGGUGCUGGUGAACUCCACGUUGUUGCAAAUGGAGGAGGCUCAAACGUUUAUGAAGGUGCAGACGGAGGAAGUUAUCAAGAAUGAGACCUCGGCUUUUGUGAACUCCGUGGUGGGUUUCUUUGAGAAAUACCUGGACUGGGCCAAGAGCAUGAUAACAGGGGAAGUGGGCCGCUGUGGACCUGCAGCCUGGGUACUGGACAGCGUGAACACCAUUUUCUGCAACUACCUUGUUGAUUCAGCGAAUGCCUUCUGGUUCAGUCUGGGUUGGUGCACUGUCUUUCUGCUGCCGAAUAUCAUCUUGGCUGUGCGGCUUGCCAAGUUUUACCGCAGGAUGUUCAUGGAUGACUUCUAUGAGGAUGAUGAUACGGAACCCAUGGAACUAUCACGACAAAGUAUGUUCAAAAUGCCCCGUGCAGAGCUGAGGGACUAGCAUCUCCUUUCUCAACUCCUUGUUUCUGAACAGCACUAAGGAUGACACAUGAAUGUCUACAGAACUCCUGGACCUCUCUUGCCAAAGUGGAGCAUGUGGGUCACCACCCUGCAACAAAUUUCCCCUGGUGAAGACUGAAAUGGGGCAGCAGGGUUUCUCCUCCACCCUGCCAAAGGGACAGUCGGGUUACUACACUCACUUACAAGUUCUUUUACAUAUAGCUGUGCUCCCAAUAUAUAAUUUCUGCCUCUCCCUAACCUACUGUAGAGACUGGGCUUGCCGUCUCUGCACUACAUCCUUUCUGCAAAGCCAUGACCUUGUUGUUUGGACCGCUGACUCCUUAUGCUCUGGAGCUCCUACCUGAUCUUUAGAUUUCAUCAUGUGACACAAUUAUAUCCUUAAUUGUUCUGACUGUGGCUGCUCACUGUCCAUAAUGGUGCAUUCAUCCCAGAAGAGUUGAAAUUAUGCUAAUUUUUUCUACAGAAGGACAUUGGGUUGAGGAGAGUCUUCCCAGAUUGUGAUUAAUAUAGGAUUUUGUAUGACAAAGUUGACUGACAUUGGCCUAUUGGAUAGUUACUCAUGGGCAUUACAGGUAGCACAUUAUACCUGGCCAAUACGGUCAUUCUCCUUCUAGAGCAUGGGGGAAUGGCACACUUUUUUCAGUUUUAUGUAGCUUUUUUUUUCUAGUGGAACCCAGUGGUCCUCCAAUAUGUGUUUAGAUUUACAAAGAAAGAGUGCAUAUGCUGCAUUUCGUAAAGGUAAGGUGUAACUUCUCUGCAUUAAAUGAUGUUGAAUGUAUACUCUUGCUCAAAAAUGUAAGUAGUACCUUCAUGGAUCAGAUCAAGGUUCACCUAGGCCUGCAUUCUUUGCAAGAAUCUCAACAACCAGAAAGUGCUAGGUUGUCCACUGUCUGACCAUUUCUGCUCUAGAGACCACACCUGGAAAGAAAGGAGCAAGUGAGUGCCGUAGCUAAAACCUACUGUACCCUUCUAUUAACCUUGUUGCUCAUCUGCUCUAGACCAAAAGCAGAAAAACAUGUGCCUCUUCAAUGUGUUACAAGCUUUUAGUAAGAGUACCAAGAUACAAUCAACAAAUGCCAGGCUCUGAAAUACACUUCUCCCUGCACAGCAACCAGUAGACUGUGCAACAACACUGAAAAUGAUGUAUUCUUAAACUAAAGUAUUGGAGAUCAGGAAUAUAGAUGCACCAUAUAUAUUUUUAAUGAGUCUUCGUGUUUCCAGUGAUGUAAUUUUCUGUGGGGAAGAAAAGCCUACCGUAUAUCCUUUUCCUGUUUGCAAUAAACUUUA
Molecule: messenger RNA, 3775 nt
Organism: Elgaria multicarinata webbii
Lineage: Eukaryota; Metazoa; Chordata; Lepidosauria; Squamata; Anguidae
Product: prominin-1-A-like
Exons: 25
Coding region: 60-2468 (802 amino acids)
Cellular component (GO): cell surface; cilium; plasma membrane
Molecular function (GO): cholesterol binding
Source: RefSeq, a predicted model, not a curated record